UUCUGCAGUGGCUGGAGGCUGGAGCAGGCAGCUUCCUGGUGUUAGCUGUUUCUCUCUCCCUUCCAGGGCGGAUUCACCAUGUGCUCUGAGACAGGCUCCAGGUGCACUGGCAUGCUGCUCCUGACCUUGGCCACGACAGCCAUCAUCGCCAACCUCCUGCUGUACUUUCCCAACGGGCAGGUGCUGGCGCCUGCCAAGGUCACAAAUUUGGUCUGGUUUUUCCACGGCUUUCUUGGAGCUGGACUCUUGGUUAUGGUGCCGGCAGUAAUGCUGCUGAGAGCGGGUGGAGAGGGCUGCUGGGCUCACAGACGUGGGAUGCUGUUUCCUGUGCUCUUGGCCAUACUGGGCACUAUGGGGGCCGUGUAUUGUGUGGUCAUUUCUUCGUUGGGUCUGCUCAGUGGCCCCUUCUGUGACACAGGCAGUGGAAACUACACCUACCCUUUCAGGAACGACACCCUGGAGAACAGCUACUUAUUCAACCGUCCCAGCUGGACCACCUGCCAAGAGCCUGAGCACAUCGUCCUCUGGCACGUGGUCUUGUUCUCCAUCCUCCUGGGGAUCGGCGCAGUGGAAGCUGCCCUUUGCCUCAGCCAAGCUGUCAGCGGACUCUGUGACAUCUUCUGUGGCACAUGCAUCCGAAAAGGACAGGUCGGUGCUUCCAGAACCCUGGCGUUUUCAAGUCAUUCCCCCUGA
Messenger RNA from Camelus dromedarius (Arabian camel), 693 nucleotides. Its product is annotated as transmembrane 4 L6 family member 1. Gene Ontology annotation, cellular component: membrane. The transcript is spliced from 4 exons. The record is from RefSeq and is a predicted model, not a curated record. Bases 79 to 693 code for a protein of 204 amino acids. NCBI's taxonomy places the organism in Eukaryota, Metazoa, Chordata, Mammalia, Artiodactyla, Camelidae.